CUUUUAUCACUGUGUGUGCGCAGCGUCGGACUGUCCCCGCAGACGGACCGGAAGCAGCGUGAGGUUACAGAAGUCUUUCACCUGAUCCUUCAAAGUGCAAAAAGUUCCUCAGCUGCUGUUUGUGGAGCUCGGAGAAGAUGUUGAGACGUGCGACCACUCAGAUCUUCCAACAGGCGGUGAGAUACAGGAGCACAGACACCAGCCUCAUCCUGGAGAGAUCGAUUAACCGCGUCCAGCUGUUGGGUCGGGUCGGUCAGGACCCUGUGAUGAGACAGGUGGAGGGUCGUAACCCCGUCACCAUCUUCUCGUUGGCAACAAACGAGAUGUGGCGUUCUGGAGACGGUGAAGUCAGCUCAACGGGUGACAUCAGUCAGAAGACGACGUGGCACCGAGUGUCUGUGUUCAAACCCGGUCUGAGAGACGUGGCCUACCAGUACGUGAAGAAGGGGUCCAGGAUCCUCAUCGAGGGGAAACUGGACUACGGAGAGUACGUGGACAAGAACCAAGUCAGACGUCAGGCCACCACCAUCAUCGCAGACAACAUCAUCUUCCUGAGCGACAACGUGCGAGAAAGAAUCUGAAGAUUCCUCGACUACCAAACAACUUCAUUUUGUAUUUUCUUCUUUACACGAAUAUGAGACCGAGGACCUGAAUGUUACAGAGUAAAGGAACCCAUUGAGGGGACGGAAUAAGCUGUAACACGCAGGUCCUGUUUGACUGUUGCGCCCCCUGCUGGUGGAAGAAGAAGACUUCGAUGCAUUCAGUGAAGUGGGAAAAGUUCCCUCUUGCUGUAUCUGUAUAUAUUCACUCACUCUUUACGGUUUUUAUUGUGCUGCUUGUACAUUAACGUUAAAAACAAAAUGUUCUGAGGCAUAAAAAUAAGUUCAUUAAAUGUACAAUACUUAACUUCAGCCACUAGGUGUCUCUCAAUCAACACGGUAAGGAAACCCCUGGUGUGAUGAAGUUGUGAGGAAGUGUGGGAUCAUGGGAGUUGAGUCGAUGGAGAUGCGACUUUGACCAAAUCAUGUUCACAGAUGAGGUCGUAACUCUGCUAAGAGAACGUCUCACUUGUGUUAAACAUCAUAGACAAAGUUAUUACGGUUUUUCAUUUCGAUCAGAGUUUUAGAAAUAAAAUAAAAAACACGAAAGAAAACUGCCUCAAGGGGCAACUUGUAAUUUUCCCAUUUCAGCAUUAAUUAUUUUCUCCGAAGGCUCCAGACUCUUCUUACACAUCAACCUGGUAGUAAAAAUAAACCUCCUGCAGAUCUUCCACCAGU
Messenger RNA from Paralichthys olivaceus (Japanese flounder), 1277 nucleotides. RefSeq names its product single-stranded DNA binding protein 1 (gene ssbp1). Lineage: Eukaryota; Metazoa; Chordata; Actinopteri; Pleuronectiformes; Paralichthyidae. Gene Ontology annotation, molecular function: single-stranded DNA binding. Gene Ontology annotation, cellular component: mitochondrial nucleoid. Gene Ontology annotation, biological process: mitochondrial DNA replication; positive regulation of helicase activity. The record is from RefSeq and is a predicted model, not a curated record.